Messenger RNA from Sinocyclocheilus rhinocerous, 2679 nucleotides. Its product is annotated as eosinophil peroxidase-like. NCBI's taxonomy places the organism in Eukaryota, Metazoa, Chordata, Actinopteri, Cypriniformes, Cyprinidae. The record is from RefSeq and is a predicted model, not a curated record. The transcript has 17 exons. Bases 1 to 2679 code for a protein of 892 amino acids. Gene Ontology annotation, biological process: response to oxidative stress. Gene Ontology annotation, molecular function: heme binding; peroxidase activity.
AUGGUUGUGUAUUUGGGAUCUAGUUUCAUCCAGGAAGCUUUACGCAGAGCCAGAGAGCUGACAGACGCCGCGUACGCUCACACCAAUGACAGAGUGAAGACGUCCGUAUCAGACGGUUCUGUCAGACCCAGUGAUCUGAUGGCCUUGUUCAAACAAACCGGCCCCAAAACCAGAACCCACGUCAGAUCUGCUGAGUUUCUGGAUAAUACGGUAGAGUUGAUUAGAGAGCUGGUUUACACACACUCCAUGGACAUACCCGACCUCACCGAGCUUUUAAGUGCAGAAGACAUGGAGACCAUACUGCAGGUUACAGGCUGUUCCUCUGAGACACUGAGACCCGUGUGUAAAUCUGACUGUCUGUCCAAACGUUACAGUACCAUCUCAGGACACUGCAACAACAGAGGAAACCCUCAAUGGGGGGCAGCAAACACCCCUUACGCCCGCUGGCUGUCACCGGAUUAUGAGGACCCUCGAGGGGCCCCCAGGGGCUGGAACCCACAACACACCUACCACAACCACACACUACCACCUGAAGCUUUACGCAGAGCCAGAGAGCUGACAGACGCCACGUACGCUCACACCAAUGACAGAGUGAAGACGUCCGUAUCAGACGGUUCUGUCAGACCCAGUGAUCUGAUGGCCUUGUUCAAACAAACCGGCCCCAAAACCAGAACCCACGUCAGAUCUGCUGAGUUUCUGGAUAAUACGGUAGAGUUGAUUAGAGAGCUGGUUUACACACACUCCAUGGACAUACCCGACCUCACCGAGCUUUUAAGUGCAGAAGACAUGGAGACCAUACUGCAGGUUACAGGCUGUUCCUCUGAGACACUGAGACCCGUGUGUAAAUCUGACUGUCUGUCCAAACGUUACAGUACCAUCUCAGGACACUGCAACAACAGAGGAAACCCUCAAUGGGGGGCAGCAAACACCCCUUACGCCCGCUGGCUGUCACCGGAUUAUGAGGACCCUCGAGGGGCCCCCAGGGGCUGGAACCCACAACACACCUACCACAACCACACACUACCACCUGUCCGCAGCGUGUCGCAGGAGGUUCUGUACACUCAUAACGAGAACAUCUCUCUGGACAUGUCUCUGUCUCAUCUGCUGGUGGAGUGGGGUCAGUGGAUCGAUCAUGACCUGACCUUGACCCCUCAGAGCCCCAGCACAGCGGCCUUUAAGACCGGAGCGGACUGCACACGCACCUGCAGCAGAGAUACGCCGUGUUUUCCAAUACAGAUCCCUCUCUCCGAUCCUCGCACAGGGACUCAGAGCUGCAUGCCGUUUUUCCGCUCUGCUCCCAGCUGUACGGUUCCACUCGGUCACCGGGAGCAGCUGAACGCUAUAACAGCAUUCGUGGACGCCAGCAUGGUGUACGGUAGCUCGGAUGGGCUCAGCGUGGCCCUCAGAAACCUCUCGUCCCCUCUCGGCCUGCUCGCCGUCAACCAGUUCCACUCAGACCAAGGGCUCGGCUUCAUGCCCUUCCUGACACGCACGCAGAUGAACCUGGACCCCUGCGGCCCACGAGAGCGGAUCGACCACAUCCCGCUAUCAGAGACAGCGCAAAGACUCAACAUAUCCAUGGGGAACAGAUCGUUCUGUUUCCAAUUGAUGAGCUGUUUUUGUGUGCGUGUCUCAGGUGACUCUCGGGCCAAUGAGCACUUGGGUAUGAUCGCUUUGCACACACUCUUUCUGAGAGAACACAACCGAUUGGCUGAGGAGCUUCACAAGCUCAACCCACACUGGAGCCCGGACACGCUGUACCAGGAGGCCAGAAAAAUACUGGGCGCAGUCCACCAGAUCUUGACAUGGGAUCACUACUUGCCCCGCGUCCUGGGCCGCAGUGCUAACCUGGCCCUCAUGCCCCCGUACAAAGUUUACGACCCCGCAGCUGAUCCCAGCAUCUCCAACAUUUUCUCCACCGCUGCCUUUCGGUUUGCACACGUAACCGUGCAUCCGGUUGUGAACCGCCUCGGACCUGAUUACCGGUUGAGCCCUGAGCACCCGGCUCUGCCAUUACACCACUCUUUGUUUGCAUCCUGGAGAGUCGUGCAAGAGGGUGGCAUUGAUCCUGUGCUGCGUGGUUUGCUGUUGUCCCCGGCUAAACUGCAGACAGCAGAUCAGAUGAUGGUGGAGGAACUGACCGAGAGGCUCUUCCAGGCUCAGGGAGGGCUGCCGCUCGACCUGGCGGCGUUAAACCUGCAGAGGGGACGAGAUCAUGGCCUACAAGGUUACAGUGUGUGGCGAGAGCUCUGCGGUCUCUCCGCACCUGUGAAUGAGUCUGAUUUAGCAGGCAUUCUGGGUAAUGGAGUUCUGGCCAGGAAGCUGCUGCAUCUCUAUGGAACAGCUAAGAACAUAGACGUGUGGGUCGGGGCCAUUUCAGAGCCGGCUCUGCCCGGGGGCCGCGUGGGGCCCCUGCUGGCCUGCUUGAUCGCCAAACAGUUCAAAGCACUCCGAGACGGGGACAGGUUCUGGUGGCAGAAUGAAGGUGUGUUCAGCUCCGCUCAGAGAGACGCGCUGCGCACCACAUCUCUGUCCCGCAUCAUCUGUGACAACACACACAUCCGGCUGGUGCCCUUUGACCCCUUCGCGCACACACUCCACCCCGACGACCUGCUGCCCUGUGCACGCAUCGGCCACAUGAACCUCUCAACCCGGUCUGUGGCGCGGUCCCGCGGUUGA